AAGUUUACCGUCUGCUUUAGCUUGUUGUGCUGGACUUGUGUUCUGGUUCGGGCUGUACCGACUUUACCGAGCCAGCUUGCUUGCCGUACCGCCAAAAAGCCCGAGACACGGGACCGGGCAAGGCUCGCCGCUCACGCCGUUGUCGGUUUGUGGUCUCGGGAUAAGCGGAGCCGACGUCGGCGGCGCGCCGCGUCCGGUUUUUCUGUGGUUGUUCCUGGGUAAGAGCGGAGGAUAGAGAAGCCGCUGCUCCCGAUCCGCGCUGCUAAGUCGGGUUGUGUCUCCGGAAAAAAAAACAAAAACCGAAACGAUCGUUUGGAGUAGAGGAAAAAAAAAAGGGGGAGGCACCGGUGAGAAGGAGCAGCGUGGCGGCGUCAAGUUUGCGUUAUGCACUGAGCCGCCGCGGCUUCAGACAUAUUUGUCAAAGCGGAGGAGUCAUCGUCGUCGUCGGAUGAGCUCCAGCCGCAGCUCCGAGCCAAACUGUGACUACGUGUUGUUGUCGCGGACUUGGACGGCUGAGGUGAGCUGCGCCUCUCGCUGCCUUCGACUCCCUGUGCACCUGCAUGCGCUGUGAGCAGCCUCGGCCUGCUGGAGAGCUGCCGCGCUCGCUGACUGUGCUGCUUUAGGAGAAGCCAUGGCGUCUGGCCCUCCGUCUCCCUCCGUAGGCCGCAGGCUCAGGCUGCUGGAGCUGCUGGUCGGGGCUGCGUUCGUGCUGCUGGUGUCCGGGCUGGGAUCGGCCGUGGGUCAGAGGGUCUACACCAACACGUGGGCGGUCCACAUACCUGGAGGUCCCGAGGAAGCUGACAGAAUCGCCAGGAAACAUGGUUUCAUAAACCACGGACAUGUAUUUGGUGAUUACUAUCACUUCCGGCAUCGCAGAGUGGUAAAGAGAUCGCUGUCAGAUCACAGAGGGACACAAGUCCGUCUGGAAAGAGACCCGAAGGUAACUUGGGCAGAACAGCAGGUGUCCAAAAAGAGGAAAAAGAGGGAUACCGCUACAGAAUUUGUAGAUCCCAAGUUCAGAGACCAGUGGUACCUGAACAACAACAACCACCGGGACUUGAACGCCAAAGCCGCGUGGCAGUUGGGCUACACGGGUCAAGGAGUGGUGGUGUCCAUCCUGGACGAUGGAAUAGAGAAGAACCAUCCCGACCUGUCGCAGAACUAUGACCCGGAAGCUAGUUACGACGUGAAUGAUGCUGAUCCUGAUCCUACGCCUCGGUACACACAGCUUAAUGACAACAGGUAG
Messenger RNA from Fundulus heteroclitus (mummichog), 1246 nucleotides. RefSeq names its product furin-like. The coding region runs from base 632 to 1246 and encodes 204 amino acids. Gene Ontology annotation, biological process: peptide hormone processing. The record is from RefSeq and is a predicted model, not a curated record. The transcript is spliced from 6 exons. Gene Ontology annotation, molecular function: serine-type endopeptidase activity. Gene Ontology annotation, cellular component: Golgi membrane; trans-Golgi network. Lineage: Eukaryota; Metazoa; Chordata; Actinopteri; Cyprinodontiformes; Fundulidae.